Messenger RNA from Bombyx mandarina (wild silkworm), 1489 nucleotides. It is a transcript of the gene Mettl5, whose product is annotated as Methyltransferase like 5. The record is from RefSeq and is a predicted model, not a curated record. Gene Ontology annotation, molecular function: nucleic acid binding; rRNA (adenine-N6-)-methyltransferase activity. Gene Ontology annotation, biological process: rRNA methylation. NCBI's taxonomy places the organism in Eukaryota, Metazoa, Arthropoda, Insecta, Lepidoptera, Bombycidae.
CAAAUUAAAAAAUAUCCCGUUUUGAUUCAAAGACUGCAAAGACUUUUUGAUGCAAAGCUGCAAUGUGAUGUUUUUAUUCGUUAAAAGCAAAUUAUUCACUAAUUAAAUAUUAUUUCAAACAUCUUAUUUAAAAACACAUCGUUUUUUGAAACAUUACAUGCUUUCUCCAAAUAGUUAUUUAGAAACAUUAGAUGGCGUUUCCUCAGCCUAAUGCUCAAAGAGAGUUGACAAAUAGGAAGAUAUUAGAGGAUCUGCAGUUGAAGAAACAGAUGCUUUUGAAACAAGGCGCUGUUGCUCCGUUAACAGCAGCCCUGAGUCAGCCAAAUCCUGUCAGUCAGCUUCCUAUGUGUUCCAUCCCUCCAGUUUCGGCAACAGCUGGUUUUCCUCAACUUCCUGAAGCAAAUGUGAUAAAUACUAGUCAUAGAGCUGCACUCCAGCACGCCAACGCAACAUCUUGUGGUUAUUUUGUAUCUCAGGAUUCCUCAUUUGGCAAUCAAAUUCUACCAGUUUUACCUCGUUGAGAACAAGUGAUAAUGACUGCAUUAAUGAAGCUGAAAACCUUGGAGGGUCAUCUACAGGAUCUAAAGGGUUUUACUAAACCAAAAAUUAAAUUUGAGCAGUACGAGACACCCGCUCAUAUUGCUGCAAUUGCUCUGUACACAAUUCAAACACAAUUUGGAGAUUUGGAAGAUAAACUCAUUUUAGAUGCGGGUUGUGGCCCUGGAAAUCUGAGUAUUGGUGCAGUGUUGCUAGGUGCUGGGUUCGUGACAUCUGUUGAAAUAGAUGCUGAUGCACUGGAAGUCUUUCAAGAAAAUAUACAAGAAAUGGAGAUUGAAAACAUUGAUAUUGUUCAAUGUGAUUUUCUUAGUGAGAGCUAUUUUAGAUGGGAAAACAUGUUUGAUACAGUAAUAAUGAAUCCACCAUUUGGUACCAAGAAUAAUGCUGGUAUUGAUAUAAAGUUCCUUCAAAUGGGAAUCCAUUGUAGUUACGACACUAUUUACUCACUACAUAAAUCUUCCACAAGGUCGCACAUUGAGAAGAAAGUAAAAGAAUGGAACAUGAAAGGUGGCGUUGUUGCAGAAUUACGGUACAACUUACCCGCUACAUACAAAUUUCACAAGAAACAAUCUCUAGAUAUUGCAGUGGAUUUAUGGAGAAUACAACAUGUGCGCUCGUAACAAAUACAUAUAUAUAUUUUUUUAUUGCCUUUGUAGACAGAUGAAUAUACGGUCCACCCGAUGGUAAGUGGUUACCGUCGCUCAUGGACAUCAGCAAUGGCAGAGAGCCAAGCCACUGCCUACCAUAUAGUGUACUCAAACGAGUACCAAACUAUUUAAUUGGUUUAAUAAUAUUGUCGCAUAUAAAAAGAAAUGUAUUUUUUAUUAUAGAAGUCACGAGUCUGGUAGACUGUGAUUUUACUUUAUAUUGUAAAUAAAAUCAGUUUUUUUGUCAGUUUAAAUAAUAAGUAUAGUAUCAAAUUAUUUUGUAG